AUGCCGAGUAAAACAUCGGCACCGGUCCACGGCCAGCGCCUCCAUUUCAGCCACGCUGAAACCCGGCGCAACAUGCGUGAGAAGCAGAAAAGAAAGGGUAAGAAGACCCGCCCGGAGUCCAAGGAACCCAUUUAUCUACACAAGUCCAGGAACACGACGCAAAUUGCGGACCCGGCGGCCCCUGGCGAUAUCCACGCCCAUGAGUAUGACGACCACAGACUCCUAGACAAGCUGUUGCCCCAUGGUCAGGAGCACCGUGGUUGCAAAGACAGGGACGUGGAUCUUCGCAUCAAGCGUGACAACAAGGCCAUCUCCAGUGGAGUCUGCCAGCACCUUGAAAGUGAGGACAUUGCUUAUGAUGAAGCCGAGGACUUCGAGUAG
Molecule: messenger RNA, 381 nt
Organism: Diaporthe citri
Lineage: Eukaryota; Fungi; Ascomycota; Sordariomycetes; Diaporthales; Diaporthaceae
Exons: 1
Coding region: 1-381 (126 amino acids)
Source: RefSeq, a predicted model, not a curated record